GUUAGCUCAGCUGUCAGCUGCCUUAAUUUAUGCUGCGCACAAUUUCAUUUAACUUUAACCUCUCAACGGUAAUGAUGGCGUUUGAAUUGAAAUCAAGCUUUUGUGGAUUUGGACUGACAUGCUAAUUUAGAGCACGUGGCAAGCCAGACAUUUGAAACGUCACCCAUGCUAAGUUAGCAACGCUAGCAAAUGAGACGUGCAUGGAAGAUAUCCACUAUGGCUUCUCGAGCAGGUCCGAGAGCAGCAGGCACAGAUGGCAGUGACUUUCAGCACAGGGAGCGAGUCGCCUCACACUACCAGAUGAGCGUUGCCCUGAAGUCUGAAAUUCGUAAACUCAACAUUGUCCAUGUGCUGAUCUGGGUGCUGAUGGCAGCUCAGGUGAUAGUGAGCCAGCUGGGCCUGGUGUCCCACAAGGUGGUAGCCUCUCCAUACCAGUGGGAGUACACCUACCUCCUGAGCAUGAUUCCCACAGUCUUCAGCUUCUUGGCGUUGCCUCGCAACAACAUCAGCUACCUGGUUAUCUCCAUGAUCAGCUCCGGGCUCUUCUGUGUGGCCCCGCUGCUCUACGGCAGCAUGGAAAUGUUCCCCGUGGCACAGCAGCUCUAUCGGCACGGCAAAUCCUACCGCUUCAUCUUCGGCUUCUCCGCUGUGACGGUCAUGUACCUGGUGAUCGUCAUCGCUGUGCAGGUGCACGCCUGGCAGAUCUACUAUAGCAAGAAGCUGCUGGACCAGUGGUUCACCAGCACGCAGGAGAAGAAGAAGAAAUGAGUUUGCCUUUUUGGAAACAAGUCACUGAACUGGUGGAUUGAGCCAGCCAAGAGAAGAGACUCUAAAAAGUAUUCAUCUUUUUCUAUAUUUAUAUUUGACAGUGAGGACAUCAUUGUUCAAUUUUUCAUAGAAAAUAAUUCCCUGGACUGUUUGCUAAUGCUGCCUUCACUGUGUACGUUUAAAGGUGGAGUCUGGAGAAAGAUUGUUGACACUCAAACCAACAGGCCCCUCCAGAUUUACCUUCCCUCACUGCCUUGUGUUGUGUGGCUCUAGGGCUCUACCGAAUAGUUUGAAGCUUCAUGCAUGACGUUGACAUUCAAAUGUUUUCAAUUUUCCAGAGCGCUCCGAUUCUCUUGUUCCAACGCUUCUAGAUAAAAAAAUCUCUAAACUUGUCUGCCAGAAAUAAACGCUGUAUGGACACUCAGCUUUACAGAAAUAAUGUGUGCAAUAGUCCACCUUCGCUUCCCCACUCUGUCACUCUCUCAAACACGCAAAGCCAGCGCAGCCAGUCCUCAUCCCUUUAAUUGUCCUAGUCCAAAGCUCACUUUUGAAAGAAAAAUAGAUCUGAUCAUUUUCAAAAUUCACAACAUGCUUUUAUCGAAUGAAAUAUUCCACUUCAAUCCAUAUUUGUUGUUUAACAUUUAAAAUAUUUUUAACUGUGGCCCAAACACAGCUGACUGCACACACACCCUCGCCUGUAUUUAUAGACAUUCAAAGCUUCUUUUGAAAACCUCAAGAGUUCUCGAAUGGAUUUCUUUUUCAGUGCACAGAACAGCCAGCGAGCGGAUCGUGAGGAAGUAUUCGCUGAAUUAAGUGUAUUGGAUUAGAAUCAGACUCCACCUUUACUCCUCCAGGCCUUUCAUCAUUCAAAAUAAUAAAGUGUAAAUGUUUUGUGUUUGUACCUCGUUAUUUCAGGUACUGACAGUGUAAACAGACCAGGUGUAACUGGAAGAAGACUGUAAUCACAUGUGAGUUGAUGUUUUGGAAACAAAUCCAAAAAUAAAUUUGAAUAUAAGACUGGA
Messenger RNA from Cottoperca gobio, 1790 nucleotides. Its product is annotated as protein jagunal homolog 1-B. Gene Ontology annotation, biological process: endoplasmic reticulum organization; granulocyte colony-stimulating factor signaling pathway; vesicle-mediated transport. The record is from RefSeq and is a predicted model, not a curated record. NCBI's taxonomy places the organism in Eukaryota, Metazoa, Chordata, Actinopteri, Perciformes, Bovichtidae. The transcript has 4 exons. Gene Ontology annotation, cellular component: endoplasmic reticulum membrane. The coding region runs from base 190 to 768 and encodes 192 amino acids.